Messenger RNA from Erigeron canadensis, 1316 nucleotides. RefSeq lists its product as uncharacterized. The record is from RefSeq and is a predicted model, not a curated record. The transcript has 10 exons. NCBI's taxonomy places the organism in Eukaryota, Viridiplantae, Streptophyta, Magnoliopsida, Asterales, Asteraceae. Bases 111 to 1166 code for a protein of 351 amino acids.
UAGUGUACAGAAGUCCACGACCCACAACAAUCUUUUUGAUUUCCUUCCUUUUUCACCUGAGCAACAGAAGAAGUUUCAAGUUUGCCCAAAAAGUUCUUAAAUUUGAUAGCAUGCUGCAUUCACAAAUAUCACUUCAUCGAAUUCGCAUGCUUUCGGAAAGAAAUCUUAGUAGAAGGGUGAAGGGUUUAGAUACAAAUAUGGACCAAUCCUCAUGGAAGCUAUUGCUAGAAGAAUUAACAUUCAAAGAAAACUCGGCCCCUUUUAAUAGUUGUCAUGCUUCUACUAUAGUUGAGGUUGAUAAAGACUACUUUUUGGUAGCAUACUUUGGGGGGUCCUAUGAGGGGGCACCGGAUGUCAAAAUUUGGUUACAAAUGCACAAGGAUGGUAUUUGGCAUCCCCCAGUAAUUGCCGACGAGCAACAAGAUGUUCCGAUGUGGAAUCCUGUAUUAUUUAAGCUUUCCUCCAAUGAGCUGCUCCUCUUCUACAAGGUCGGGCAGGAGGUACAAAAGUGGAGUGGCUGCAUGAAAAGGUCAAAUGAUGGUGGUGUAACUUGGAGCGCGAGAGAACAACUUCCUCCUGGCAUCUUAGGACCGAUUAAGAAUAAGCCCAUCUUACUUGAAAAUGGACAAUUACUAUGUGGUUCAUCUGUCGAGAGUUGGAACUCAUGGGGUGCUUGGGUGGAGAUGACUGCAGAUUCCGGCAGGUCGUGGAAAAAAUAUGGACCAAUUUAUAUCAAAGACCAGUCCCUCAGUGUAAUCCAACCAGUUCCUUACAAAACUGAAAAAGGAAAUCUACGUGUUCUAUUAAGAUCAUUUGAUGGUAUUGGUCGAAUUUGUAUGUCAGAAUCCUUUGAUGGUGGCGAAACCUGGAGUUUUGUAGUCCCUACUGAUUUGCCCAACCCAAAUUCAGGUAUAGAUGGUGUAAAACUAAGUGAUGGUCGGGUUGUGCUUGCGUAUAAUACGAUCUCCAGAGCUGUGCUGAAAGUUGCUGUUUCAGCAGAUGACGGAGACUCGUGGCAAGAUGUUGCAACAUUGGAGGAUACAGAAGGAAUGGAAUUCUCAUAUCCUGCUGUUAUUGAAUCAAGUGAUAAAUGUGUUCAUAUCACAUAUACGUAUAACAGGACACAGAUUAAGCAUGUUGUUCUCCAACCGAAAAAGGUGCAAUAAAACUCAGAGAAACAAGAUCUUGAAGAUUUCUUUUUGAUGUACCUUCACGGGUAUUUUACAGAUUUCUUGUUUGUAUACUUUCAUGUGUCAGAUCACAAGAACAGAUUGUGUACUUAUUUCUUAUUAAUCGCAAGAACUUACUGUUUUACA